Messenger RNA from Rhopalosiphum maidis (corn leaf aphid), 806 nucleotides. RefSeq lists its product as uncharacterized. The record is from RefSeq and is a predicted model, not a curated record. The coding region runs from base 296 to 721 and encodes 141 amino acids. Lineage: Eukaryota; Metazoa; Arthropoda; Insecta; Hemiptera; Aphididae. The transcript is spliced from 3 exons.
AAGUGGUAUAUCAUAUGUAACGAUCGAUGUAGAUCUUCGUGUAGGUAUCGAUAUUAUCGUCGUCGUCGUCGUCGCCGUUGCGUUUUUGACGUUUUCGCGCUUUUUACAGAUCAACGUGGUUCGAUAAUUCGAUCUGACGGCCCGGUAACAUUCGAUAAACUCAUAAUAUAGCGGAGUUCCAUCCAUAUGGUCGUUUAUCAUAACGGCGUCGUAUUCCAUUAAUUUAUAAUAUCACAUUUAUUAUAAAUUAUACAUACUUAUCUACAUCACCUUCGUCCAUCGUCCAUUGGCCAACAUGUUGAUGCUGUUAAGGAUCGCCGAAAUGAUUAUCCCAAUUAUGAUAUCCAUUUGUAUGAUGGGAUUCAAAAAUAAAAAUGUUACUGAUUAUAUCAAGUUGCUCCAAUUACAAAAUCAUGACUCACACUGGUUUUUCAAAAUUAUUUUCAUCCAAGUUUCUAUAUAUGUAAGUCUGUUUUUUACCAUGCUUGUCAUAUGUGGAUUAUUGAUCAAAGAACAAAUUCCUAAAAAAUUGGUACUCAUUGGCUCAAUCGUACAAGUACUUUUAUGUAUUGUAUCCUCAUUUUUUUUACUGCAAUUUCAUAAAGAUAUGGGCAAAUUCGAACUAAUUCUAUGUUCAUCAGGAUUUGGAUUUAAUGGCUUGCUGUUUACAAUUGAUGCGAUAGUUAUGUUUCAACAAAUCGUAUUUUCUCGUCCUCGUUAAAUUAUAAUCCAUUUAUUAUCUUAAGGUUAAGUUUAUAUUUAUUAUUUAUGUAUACCAUAUUAUUAUUAUUAAUUGUAUUUGUUUU